This is a messenger RNA of Penaeus chinensis, 3489 nucleotides long. RefSeq names its product probable dolichyl pyrophosphate Glc1Man9GlcNAc2 alpha-1,3-glucosyltransferase (gene xit). Gene Ontology annotation, molecular function: dolichyl pyrophosphate Glc1Man9GlcNAc2 alpha-1,3-glucosyltransferase activity. Gene Ontology annotation, biological process: protein N-linked glycosylation. Gene Ontology annotation, cellular component: endoplasmic reticulum membrane. NCBI's taxonomy places the organism in Eukaryota, Metazoa, Arthropoda, Malacostraca, Decapoda, Penaeidae. The coding region runs from base 1475 to 3022 and encodes 515 amino acids. The record is from RefSeq and is a predicted model, not a curated record. The transcript is spliced from 11 exons.
UACAAGCAGCGGAGUAUGACAGCCUUGGAGCUGCCGAACCACCUGUGUCGUUUGUUAUUGUUCCCUUCUCUCUUUCCUCCUUUUUCUUUCCAUUUGCGCUCUCCCUCUCUGUGUCAUCUGCAUUUCAUUGAAUAUGCUGUGAUGCAGGGGCGGCAGGAUCGGGUAUUUGUUCUCUGGGAGCGUCGCAUUAAAACCGAGAGUUACUAUGUCUUACGUUAUAUGGUGUGAUUUUUUUACCCAUCUGUGUGAUCAUUUUUAUAAUUUUUAAGAGAACGCCGCUGUGCUUGACUUUACAGUUCCUUCUUUAUGAAUUCCUUGCAUCUUUAGUAGUUGCAUGAAUGGCAGACAGUGGCUGUUCAGAUUUGUAACAGCUUUACACAGUAACCUUGAUACAGACUACACCGGCUUGAAGGGUAAUUUAAUAUUUUGGGAGAUAUUGGUCUGUCUGUCAAAUGUUAGCUCCUUGGAAGAGAACCGAUACCAUUGGUUUUGGGUUCCUUACUUAGUUGUUUGUUUUUAUUUUGGGUUCCUCACUUCUUUUUUUUUUGGGGGGGUCCUUACCAAUUUUUUUGGGGGGGUGGGUUCCUUACUAUAUUUUUUUUAUAUAAUGUAAUAUUAAAACAUAUGGGAUUUUCAGAACAAUAGAAAUUUGGAUGAGUUGAAGUCAUUCUUCAGCUUAUAUUCUACACAAUAGUUUCUAAAAUAGACAUCAGGUGGUGUAGGUUUUUAUUGUUUGGUACUUCCUCCAGACCACAUGGCCAUAUUUUGCAAAAUUCCAUCAAUAGAAGUUAUAAGAAUUAUGUUGCCACCAAAACAAAGACGCAAUUUUGAUAUUGCAUUUUCCAUGUUGAGGUUCACCUGAACGUUUACAGAUGUCCAUGAUGCUAAUGAACAUAAAACCUGUAUAUUUAAAGAUUGUGCAGAUUUUGGAUUAUACUAAAAAAUAGCAUGCUUAUGUUUCCAUCUGAAGGAACAGUUCAUUCCCAAGGGACAUAAACCAGCUCAGAUUUCAUCCACAUCCAUACUAAAGGAAUUUUGAUAAGAACUUCUUUCCCUGAACUGUACUUCAUAUGCAACAGUGUAUCAACAAUGACAGUCUGACAGUAAAUAAAUACAUUAUCUUAUGAUACGUAAGACAAGGAAAGAAGAAAGAAAUGUUUUGGAAUCUAGAAUCAAGUAAAUUACCCAUUUGUAAUUAAAUGGCCAAGGCCUGAGGAUAAGGUAGUGCAAAGCCAGUGUUCUACCAUUGUGCUAUGCCAAUUUAUUAAAAUGGGGCCUUUUAUCAUUGUAAGAGUGCAUAUAACAGUUGUAGCUGUUAUUGAUAUAUGAGACUAACAGCAUAUGUAGCAGCUCUAAAACUAAUUUACUGAAUUAACAGAAUUAUGUUUUUGUGGAGAACAACCAUUAAUUUGUUUUUCACCUGCAGAAUAUCUUAAUUUGAAUAUCCUAUCUCACCGUUGCUCAGUCUCUCAAAAUGUUUUGGGCUGUGGUUGUAGGCAUAUCAUGUAUCAAACUACUACUUAUCCCAGCAUACCGGUCAACAGACUUUGAAGUUCACCGGAACUGGUUGGCAAUCACACACAGUCUUCCAAUUGACGAAUGGUAUUUUGAAGAAACAUCAGAAUGGACACUAGAUUAUCCUCCAUUAUUUGCUUGGUUUGAAUGGUUAUUGGCAAAGGUGGCACAGUUCUUUGACCAAGAAAUGCUGAAAGUGGAGAACUUGAACUAUGCCUCACCAAUGACAGUGCUCUUCCAGCGUCUGUCAGUCAUUGUGACUGACCUUGUGUAUGCUUAUGGCUGUAAAGUUUGCAGUGAUGAGGCUGGAAGAUUCUCUGGCCGCAGGGAUGUGAUUGUCCCUCUCUUCAUUAUUCUGUUUAGCAAUGCUGGACUCUUGAUCGUGGAUCACAUUCACUUUCAGUACAAUGGCUUUCUCUAUGGCAUCAUGUUCCUGUCUAUUGCAAGAAUCCUGCAGAGGCGUGAAAUUGAAGCUGCCUUUUGGUUUUCCAUUUUGCUCAACCUGAAGCACAUCUACCUGUACGUUGCCCCAGCCUACUUCAUUUACCUACUCCGCUCCUUCUGCCUCUCGUCCACUUCAGAAGGCCGGAUCAAGUUGAAAGUGUCCUCUCUGCUCCGUCUCCUUCAAUUAGGAGUCACGGUCUUGGCUGUCUUCGGGCUAUCAUUUGGGCCCUUUUACCUGAAGGGGCAACUUGGCCAGGUACUUUCAAGGCUCUUCCCCUUUAAGAGAGGCCUGAGUCAUGCGUAUUGGGCACCUAACUUCUGGGCACUUUACAACUUUGCUGACAAAGUCCUGGAGGUAGCAGGUAACAGACUUGGCUAUGUGUCAACUGUGGGGAAGGCCAGUAUGACAGGAGGCCUUGUGCAAGAGUUUGAACAUGCUGUCCUGCCUUCCAUCACUCCUCCAGUCACUUUCAUUGCUACUCUGCUGUCAAUAAUCCCAUGUCUUGUGAACCUGUGGAAAACCCCACACAACCCAUGGCAGUUCAUCCGAUCUCUUGUGCUGUGUGGGUUCGGCUCCUACAUGUUUGGUUGGCACGUCCAUGAGAAAGCCAUCCUCUUGAUAGUUCUUCCUCUUGGAUUGCUGUGUCUGCAGAAAAAAAUUGAGGCUCAAAUUUUCAUCAUAAUGUCAGUUGUGGGGCAUUUCUCCCUCUUCCCGUUAUUGUUCACACAUCAUGAAACGCCCAUAAAAGUAACUGCCCUUCUGCUUCAUGCUGUAUUUACAUGCUAUACCCUGCUGAAUCAUUGGUUCCCCAGCAAGAACUCAGGGCUGGUUCCAAGAAUUCCCUUGUGCAACAUUGCUGAAACAAUUUAUUUAUUAGGUUUAGUUAAUAUUUUCCUCUAUCAACAAAUAGGCCACCAACUAUUAGGCUUGGAGGAAAAAAUGCCAUUUUUGCCACUGAUGUUGAUAUCAGUUUACUGUGGGGUGGGCGUAACAUACUGCUGGUUGAAGUAUUAUCGCUCCAUCCUGUCGAGUGCGAAGAAGGGAAAAAAGAAGUCUCACUAAUUAUAUGUAAAAUAAAGAAAAAUAAAUUGAAAGCAUAUCUUUUCCAUUUCUAUUUUGGUCAGAAAAUUAUCAGUAAAUGAAAGUGAGAUCCAGAAUUAACUUUGUUAGUGAAGUUGAGCUAAAGCUAUCUGUAUAUUUUGGUAUGGGCCAAUGACAAACUUAUUUUCAGUAAGUUAACUAAGUCAGGUAAACUUAUAUUUAUAUACAAGUACAAAUUAUUUUAAGUGUGUCACAUAUCAGUGAAUGAGAAAGUAUAAUUUGUAUUCUUUUUUGCAAUCACAAACAUUGUUUUUAUUAAGUAAAACUACAAAUUGCAGAUAAAUGUAUUACUUCAACCCUUCUCUUGAAUUUCCCUUUUUACUGUCUGUUCAUACAUUCUUAUGAAAUAAAAUGUCCAAGUAAUAGGAAAUAAUAAUAAUGCUGCAGUGGUAGUGAUGGCAGCACUAGCAGUAGGUGUCUCUGUCUCU